This is a messenger RNA of Solea solea (common sole), 8754 nucleotides long. RefSeq names its product protocadherin 7b (gene pcdh7b). The coding region runs from base 961 to 4740 and encodes 1259 amino acids. Gene Ontology annotation, molecular function: calcium ion binding. Gene Ontology annotation, cellular component: plasma membrane. The record is from RefSeq and is a predicted model, not a curated record. Gene Ontology annotation, biological process: homophilic cell-cell adhesion. The transcript has 3 exons. NCBI's taxonomy places the organism in Eukaryota, Metazoa, Chordata, Actinopteri, Pleuronectiformes, Soleidae.
CAGUGCUGCAGAUAGGGGCUGCCAACACAUGCGGCGCGUCUGCAGGUGAAGGAACAUGCUGAAUGUGCUGGACACACAGUGAGGAAUUCAACCACAGCUGUAUCGGACAUAUCUUUCCUGAAUUUCUCUCUCUCUCUCCUUUUUAAAUACAAAACCCAGAUUGUUUUAAGGAGAUUGCGCGUUGUGGACUUGGCACUAAGAGAGGAGGAGAGAGUGAGACACAGAGCGAGAGAGAGAGAGAGAGAGAGAGCGAGCGAGCGAGCGAGCGAGAAGAGAGAAGUGUACUGGUUGUUGCAAGUGACUUGGAGGAAAAGGAGAGCAGCAGCCGGACAGGUAAUCCGCUUCACAUCCUCAAACAGUCGGAGAGUUGACGGGCUCCUUCUCUCGCCGUGUGAUGAGUUUGGAACCUGCGUGCGCGGGCAUUUAAAUGACCCGAUUUGACACACGUGGACAUAUCAGUGGACACGGGAAUAUUGCAGCCUCAGCAGCCAGCAUCAAAAAAGGAGAUUAUUGUGACCGCAAACUGUAAGUAAAAGGGCGCACGAUGUGGACUGAUCGUACUUUGCGCCGCAUAUGAUUUUCGGACUGUGACCAUUUUUCGCCUUUACGCGCAUACAAUUCACCACACAGAGCGCGCAGAGGAGCCUCUUGGUGUACUUAGACCAAAAACAUUUGCGGCUUUUAUUGUUUUCUACUAAUACAAGAAAAGAGCAACUGGCAUCCUGUGCCGCGGUAGAAAAGAAGAGGAGAGGAGAGGAGAGGAGAGAAGAGGAGAGAGGAGAGAGCAUCGUGCACUUGCUGCUUUUCACUGCAGCAGGAGCGAUGUAGGAUGAAGUCUUGCACAUCCCGACACUGAGGGCUUAUUCGCUCCUGAUGAACAUUCCCUAUUUUUUAUAUUAACAUCAGUGAUUUCAUAAUUCUUUUUUUCAAAAAUAAAAAAAAGAAAACACAAGUGGAACAAUGAGGACUACUGGCGCAGUGGACUAUUUGUACUAUUGCAUGCUCAUCCUGCAGCUCGUCAAUCAGCCCGCUGCCAAGCAAGUGCUCCGGUACCGUUUGGCCGAGGAGGGACCCGCGGAUGUCAGAGUGGGGAACGUUGCCACCGACCUGGGCAUCGUCGCUGGGUCUGGAGAGGUGACAUUCACGCUGGAGUCAGGAUCAGAUUUUUUCAAAAUAGACAACAUAACAGGUGAGCUCACCACCAACGAGAGGCGGAUAGACCGCGAGAAACUGCAGCAGUGCCAAAUGAUAUUUGAUGAGAACGAGUGCUUUAUAGAUUUUGAAGUGUCAGUGAUAGGACCUGCCCAGAGCUGGGUCGACCUGUUUGAGGGCAAAGUCAUCAUAUUAGAUAUAAAUGACAACACACCAUCGUUCCCUUCCCCUGUCCUGACACUGUCAGUGGAGGAGAACAGACCCAUUGGAACCCUUUACCUGCUGCCCACAGCCACAGACAGAGACUUUGGCAGAAAUGGAAUAGAGAGAUAUGAGCUGAUCCAGGACAAUGGGGAGACCUCAAGGCGCUUGGGCUCCUCUGGGGAUUCAUACUCAGGGAAGAGGAGGUUUGAUGAAGGUGCAAGUAGGAGCAGCGUAUUCGAGCUGCAAGUUGCCGACACCACUGAUGGAGAGAAACAGCCCCAGCUCAUCAUUAAAGGGGCCCUUGACAGGGAGCAGAGGGACUCUUAUGAGCUCACACUGCGCGUGAGGGAUGGAGGAGAUCCCCCUCGCUCCUCCCAGGCCAUCCUCCGGGUGAUGAUCACUGAUGUGAAUGACAACAGCCCCCGCUUUGAGAAGAGUGUGUACGAAGCGGACCUGCCAGAGAACAGCUCCCCCGGUGCCCCCAUACUCCAGCUCAAAGCAGCGGAUGCAGACGUGGGGGUUAAUGGUCAGAUUGAGUAUGUGUUUGGGGCGGCCACGGAGUCGGUGAGGAGGCUGCUGAGGCUGGACGAGAGCACGGGGUGGCUGAGCGUGUUGCACCGCAUCGACCGUGAAGAAGUGAGCCAACUGAGGUUCACAGUAAUGGCCCGUGACCGCGGCCAGCCACCUAAAAUGGACAAGGCGACAGUGGUGCUGAACAUUAAGGAUGAAAAUGACAAUGUUCCUGCGAUUGAGAUACGGAAAAUCGGACGCAUCUUCUUGAAAGAUGGUAUAGCUAAUGUGGCUGAGGAUGUGGUGGUGGACACACCCAUUGCCUUAGUUCAGGUGUCGGACCGAGACCAGGGGGAAAAUGGCAUAGUGACCUGCACGGUCGUCGGGGAUGUGCCCUUUCAGCUCAAACCUGCAAGUGAAAUGGAGGGCGAGCAGAAUAAAAAGAAAUAUUUCCUCCACACAUCUGCACCGCUGGACUAUGAGGCCACACAGGAAUAUAAUGUGGUCAUUGUGGCCGUGGACUCCGGAAGCCCCAGUCUGGCGAGUAAUAACUCUCUAAUAGUCAAAGUGGGUGACACCAAUGACAACCCUCCUAUCUUUAGCCAGAAUGUUGUCGAGGUGUCAUUUCCAGAAAACAAUGCCCCAGGCGAGAGGGUGACAACAGUGGUGGCUAUUGACGCAGAUAGUGGGAAGAAUGCUGAAAUAGCUUAUUCCCUCGACUCAUCAGUGAAUGGGAUUUUCUCCAUUGAUGCAGACAGCGGAGACAUCCGAGUAAACACCAUUUUGGACAGAGAGCAAACGGAGCGCUACGAAUUCAAAGUGAUAGCCAAAGAUAAGGGCAUAAACACGCUUCAGGGCUCCGCAACAGUGGUCGUCCUCGUGGCCGACAAGAAUGACAAUGAGCCAAAGUUCAUGCAGGAUGUGUUCACCUUCUAUGUCAAAGAGAACCUGGAGCCAAACAGCCCCGUUGGCAUGGUUACAGUGAUUGAUGCAGACAAAGGCCGGAAUGCAGAGAUGAGCCUUUUUAUUGAGGAAGAGGCGGACAUCUUUUCCAUUGAGAAUGACACUGGGACUAUUUUCUCCACGCUGUCUUUUGAUAGAGAGCAGAAAACCACGUACACCUUCCGCGUCAAAGCUGUGGAUGGUGGUGACCCCCCCAGAUCUGCCACUGCCACAGUGUCUCUCUUUGUCAUGGAUGAAAAUGACAAUGCACCAAUGGUGACUUUCCCAAUCAACAGCUCCUACACGCUUCUCAACCCUGCCACUAACAUCGGAACAGUCGUCAGAACUGUCAUUGCCACUGACUCCGACACCGGCAUCAAUGCGGACCUGAACUACAGCGUGAUCGGGGGAAACCCCUUCAAGCUGUUCGAGAUUGAUGGAGGAUCUGGGGUCAUUUCACUGGUGAGGAAGCUGGAGCUGAAGCACUAUGGCCUCCACAGACUAGUGGUGCAGGUGAAUGACAGAGGGCUGCCUUCUCAGAGCACCACGACACUGGUCCACGUGUAUGUCAAUGAGACUCUUUACAAUUCCACAGUUGUGGAGGCCCAGGUGGCUAAGAGCCUGAGCACGUCUCUUAACACAAACAUUGCCGGUGACCCCAACUAUGAUCUCAGCAAACAGCGGUUAAGCAUUGUAAUCGGAGUAGUUUCGGGCAUCAUGACGGUCAUCCUCAUUAUUCUUGUUGUUGUCAUGGCUCGUUAUUGCCGUCCCAAGAAUAAGAAUGGCUACGAGGCCGGCAAGAAGGACCACGAGGACUUCUUUACGCCACAGCAGCACGACAAGUCCAAGAAGCCCAAGAAAGACAGGAAGAAACAGAAAUCAAAACAGCCGCUCUACAGCAGCAUUGUCACCGUUGAGGCCUCCAAACCCAACGGACAGCGCUACGACAGCGUCAACGAGAAGCUGUCGGACAGUCCAGGCAUGGGCCGCUACCGUUCUGUCAACGGAGGGCCGGGGAGCCCAGAUUUGGCACGACACUACAAGUCCAGUUCACCACUCCCGACGGUCCAGCUUCAUCCGCAGUCGCCAACCGCUGGAAAAAAGCACCAGGCAGUUCAGGACCUGCCCCCUGCUAAUACCUUUGUUGGCACCGGAGAUAACAUUUCCCUUGGAUCUGACCACUGCUCUGACUACAGCAGUCAAACUAUCAACAAGUACAACAAACAGCCGUUUCGCCGAGUGACCUUCUCUGUGGUGAGCCAGCCCCAGGACCCUCACCAGCAGGGAUCGCUGCAGAGCUGCUACGACAGCGGCCUGGACGAGUCGGAGACGCCCAGCAGCAAGAGUUCAUCGGGCCCCCGGCUGGGCGCCCUUCCCCUGCCUGAGGACAGCUACGAGAGGACAACGCCGGAUGGCAGUGUCGGUGAGGCAGAGCACAUGGAAAAUGACUCUCGGCCCUUGCCUGACGUAGCCAUGACCGGCAAGUGCACCCGGGAAUGCGACGAGUACGGCCACUCGGACUCCUGCUGGAUGCCUGUGCGCACGUCGCCCGAGCGACGGCCAUCCAAGUCCACCACCACCCCCCAACAACCAAAGCUUUCCACUUUCAUGAGCGGCAACGGCAGCGGCGGCAGCAGCAGCAGCAGCAGUGCCGACCAGCCCGGCAGCCAAGAGACCCUCGCCAUGGCCGCCAUGGCCAACGGAGACCCCACCGCCGCGCACAUGAUGGGCGACCGCAAUCGCAACCUGCUCAACAAGAAGAUGGCCUCCUCCUCCUCCUCCUAUGAGGCCUUUGGCUCGCCUUCCUACGGCUCACCAGGAGGCGGGGAGGAGGUGCUGGGCCACCCCACCGAGGAGAUCCCCCUGGCACCUACCGGGGAGUACAAACCCACAACUUGUGGCACCUUAACGCGGCGUGAGGUGUACCUGUGAGCUGGGAGGGUUAGGCACCCCUGUAUGGCACUAAACUAUACAACACUAAGCGUAGCUGCUUUAACCCACCACCAUUCAGCUCUUGAAGCUUUUAGCCUCCCUUGUUCCGCACAAGGUAGUACCUGAACUUUCUCCAAAGACUUUUACAACAGCUUCUUAUUGAAAAAUGUUUGGAUAGAUAAACAGUACCAUUUCAAGAAAGAAGGGAGCAGGUGGGGGAACUGUUGUGGGCAAUGAUUGGACUUUGGAUAAAGCUGUUCUACCGGUGUGUCGGGCUCUUGGGACACAAUCUGCUGCCUGACAGUCAAUCUGUACAAUAAUCAACCCAUUUUACAUAAUCAGUACAUGCAUGCAUUCCCCCUGUCACCGAUACACCUUGAAGAUGAUACUCUGUAAAAGACACCAUUUCUUUUUUUUUUUUUUCUGUUUAUGUUUUUUUCUAGAAGCAAAGCUGUACAUGUGGAUUAUUUUGACUAUUUACAAGUGUCUGGCUCUACCUAUCUCUAUUUUUAUUUUUCAUUUUUAUUCUGAACAGGCCAGCGCUCUGGCCGUGACACUCUGUGGCUGCGACAAUAUAUCGGACACAAUGGUCUCUCUACCAUCAGCCGUGUUGACUCUUUGUGAUACAAUUUGCUUGGGAGCUGAAGGAGACUUGGCUACAUUUGAAACUUUCAAUGCCUCAGCUUUAAACACUCAACUUUUACGUCGGUCCGCUCUUGGAGUGGAUGGAAUACAUUGGAAUUUGCUGCAACAAACCCUUGGUACAGACUACAUCACCACUGAUAAACUCUGAUGAACACAUGACUGACUCUAUCUUAGUAGUGUGAGCACUUCGCAGGUUAAAAAUCACUCAUUGUACAGAAAUCAUUGGACGCUAAACGCUCUCAUCUCCCUUGUGUCUCGCUACCUUUCCUCAGUCUCUUUGUAAUUCGUCUUUGUUCAGUGACACCGUGACCAAAACCUUCUUUAAGAAAUGCAAGAUCUUAGAGCCAUGACCUGACAUCCCACUGGCUGGAAAAGGAUGUGUGUGUGUGUGUGUGUGUGAGAGAGAGAGAAAGUGUAAGUAUUCCUAUUGCCUCAAUGGGAUCCUAGAGUUUAAAUCAGUGCAAUGGGGUUUCUAUGGUUUUUUUUCCAAACAUAAAUGAGCAGAUAAAGCUUAUUCAUUUAAAUGAGGCCAGUGGCACUGCUGUAUUGACUGAAAACAUUGGGUAAGCACAGUGUGUGGCAUGCAGAGAUUAAAAUUACGGAGGUGCAAUUGAAAAUGUAUGUGUGUAUUGGCCAGAUACGCAGAUUACUGUACAGUAUGUGUGUGUGUACAGGCCAUGUAGAUUUACACAAUAAUAGGCAUAGAAAGUUGGUCCUUAAACAGCUGCAAAAAACAGCUUUUUACUGUAAUGACUUUUUCUUUGUGAUAGACUGAGCAAUAAAUCUAAUGUAUGUGUGACCAACCAGCAUCAACUGCUUUCUCACAUCUUCAAAAAGACGCCAAGCUGACAUUAACCCGACAUUUGGCUGUCGUCGAGUAUCUUUUAGCACUAGUCAUUAAUACGUUCUGUAUUACAUGGCAUCUUUCAGCACGAAUGUAAGAAUCCAGCUCAAUGGAGAACAAUCAAAAUGCAACGCCCUGAAUGCGCGGGAACCAGGAUGUUUUUAGUUUUUAUUUUUAUUUUUAGGCCUGAGGAAAAAAAAAACAAAAAACAAUUAGAGUCGAAUUGAAAUCACAGCUUAGCCAGCAAGAUGAAACAUUCCCCCAUUAACCCAUAGAAUAGCUUUCCGGAAGAACCUUGAUUGAAGUACACAAUUUGUAUUUUGUUUUAAAGGAUGUAUCUUGAAUAAUAAUGUGAUGUACAUCCUCACAGCUCACACAUAAUGACUAUUUACACAUGAUGUUGUGCCUCCUCGUCGACCGUAAUUUUUCUUUCUUGCAGCCACAGAGGUAUAAACUCUCACGAUUGUAAUAAAGCAAAAGAAUAUCUGAUGCAAUGGAACCUUUUUUAAACGUUAGUGUAAACCCCUUUGGUUUAAACAGACCUGCUUUUUUUCAGCAUUCCGGCAGCAGUCUAUAGUCUGUAAGUACUACUCGUUGUUCGACAGAAAAGUGCUCCUAUACUUAUCAACUGUAUACAUGAAUAUUUACUUUUUACUGCACGUUUAAUGGGAACUUACUUCACUUACUGCGAAGGAAAAAGAAAAAAAAAGUAAUACGAAAUGUACAAAAAAAAUCUUAUCGCUGUGAACAUGAAAAUCCACCUUGUUGCUUGCUUUUGUUAUACUUAAAGAAAAAUUAGCCAUUAAUUAGCCAACAUAGUACAGUUAAGACUCCACAUACAGUUGAUUUUUGCUGCCUAAUUUCAUUGUCUCUCAUAAACAUGCAAACCCAAAUCUUUUAAAUGUCUCAUUUAUAUCAUGAAAUUUCAGAGAGUCUUGUUUUUGUUUUGCUUUUUCCUCUUUUGUUACAUACUAACAGUUAAAAUCACGGAAAUGAUCACAACAAUGUACAAUGUGCUUUUACUUUUUCUUUAUCUGAUACCAUUUUGUAUAUUUAGAGUGCUUCUGGAAAAAAAAGGAAAAAAAAAACAUUUCAAAAAACUACGAGUGUGAAUGCAAAUAUGCAAUUGUGCCUUUUUAUACCAAUCGGUAUGAUUAAAUGUCGGUUCUGAACAGUGCAUAAACAAUGACAAUGUGUUCAAAAGUACAUGAGGUGGCGCGUGAGACUGAAGUGCGUUCACAUAUCUUCAAAAUGAAAUCCUGUGAUGUCAAAUGGCUUCUCGGUGGUGAGACCAGUCAAAUGUCAGCGGGCCCAAUAUAUGUCCAAUAUCCAAGUGGAUAACGUGCACUGGGUUCAAUGAUCUUGUUGAAAUAUCCAUUUCCUAGCAUAGUGCAUUUCUGAAUGAGUACAGGUACACUGAAGCGUUGCUUGUUGGUAGUAAUAAUAAUAAUAAUAAUAAUAAUAAUAAUAACGAUAUAAUGGAUUUUCUUUCUUUGUCGUGUUCCAGUCAUGUACAUGUAUGACAUCAGAGGUCAAAGAACCUACUCUGUGCAUGAAAUGAGCUCUAGGACUGAAUAUAGAAGCAUAGGAAGAUAGGUAGGUGGGUGGGAGGGGUUGUUGGACAGGAAAAAAAAAUGCUUGGAGACAUUUGACUGUUCAUAGUUGAGGGAGCCUAGAGAUAAAAAUGCUAAUGUGACAGUUUACUAGGAAGAGUGGAAGUCGAAAAGGAGGGAGAGCAAAGAAAAAAUAUAUGGAAAACACAUAAAUAAAUAAAAAAAAGCUGCAAGGGAGAGUAACCGACAGAGCACACACCUCAGGAUGUGCCGAGCGACACAACACUCACACCCACAGAUUUACAGUAGGCACAGAGUAUAUGCACAUCAGACGAUGAUGAAACACAGUCCAACAAGAAAAGCCGGAUUUGAUGUUUGCGCCGAUAUUGCAACGCAGAGUUUUGGAUUUCCUUGCUCACAUGAAGGACUCUGUUACAUGAACCUCAGACAAAAAGGGUAAUGAAGGACAAUAUGCACAGCAGUUCAGUUGUGAGCUGUGACAGACUCCAAAUGUCUCUUUUCUGGUACUCACUGAGGCAAAUGCGACAGGAAUUUGCACGAUUUUCUGAAUUUUUCUUUUUCCAUUUGACUGACCACAAAGUCGUACACAAACACCGCCAUCAAAAUGCCUGGUAUCCCGUUGCCGCCCAAGGUGUGUGUUCAGUCUGUGCUCGCCUCUAAUUCAUAUAGCAUUCACGGUGUGUAAUGAGAUUUGUAAUAUUAACCAUUAGUUACUUGUCCUGCGACUUGGAUGUUGAUAUAGAUAAAUUGAGGAACAAAAUUUAUCAUCGUUUAAUAUGAGUCACUAUGCACGCAGCUUAGCUGAACAUGGCAAAGUGUAUUGAACGCAAGUCCACUUCUAUUUAUGAGAUAUUUUACAUAAUUUAAUUUUGCUUUUGUACAGGUUUGUGUAAAUAGAUUGCUUGUCAUUUUUGUCUCUGCAGAAAUUAAAAUAUAACAUGUUGAAAACAA